Molecule: messenger RNA, 4835 nt
Organism: Rattus rattus (black rat)
Lineage: Eukaryota; Metazoa; Chordata; Mammalia; Rodentia; Muridae
Gene: Slc39a14
Product: solute carrier family 39 member 14
Exons: 10
Coding region: 259-1731 (490 amino acids)
Biological process (GO): intracellular zinc ion homeostasis; zinc ion import across plasma membrane
Cellular component (GO): membrane
Molecular function (GO): zinc ion transmembrane transporter activity
Source: RefSeq, a predicted model, not a curated record
AUAAGGCCGGGCAUGCGCACGCGGCCGGGCCGGACGUAGAGGGGGCGCGUGGCUGUCUGCAGGGACGCACCCACUCAGUAGCUGUGUCGCCGGCUGCCUGGGGGCCUGGAUAGUGAGGUUGCGUGGGCCCGACUGCCGGCUGGAGGAUUUCAGUGUGUCUCCAGGCUACUUAACAUCCAGGGUGGAAUCUCUGUUGGCUCAGUUUGACCAGGUAAACCUUGAGCUGCAAGUAGCCUUGGCCUCACCGUGCUGGUAUACAUGGUCACCAUGGAGCGGCUACACCCAGCCUUCCCUAGCUACCUCCUGUUGGUGCUGUUCGGUAUAUGGAGAACUGUCCCCCAGAUUCAUGCCUCAUCUACUGGCCUGCUGCCCCUCAGUGCCACCUCUUUCCUGGAAGAGCUUAUGAAACGCUACGGAGAGAAUGACAGCCUUACCUUGCCACAGCUGAAGACUCUGCUCAACAGCGUGGGCGUGGGCCGGGAUAAUGUUUCCCUGCCCAAAGAAGCACACAGGAACCUCUCCACGUGCUUUAGCUCUGGAGACCUCUUUGCGGCCCACAACUUCAGUGAGCGAUCUCAUAUUGGGAAGAGUGAAUUCCAGGAGUUCUGCCCCACCAUUCUCCAGCAGUUGGAUUCCCGGGCUUGCACCUCAGAAAACCAGGAGAAUAAGGAAAAUGAGCAGACAGAGGAGGGGAAGCCAAGCGCCAUUGAAGUGUGGGGCUUUGGGUUCCUCAGUGUCUCACUGAUUAACCUGGCCUCGCUCCUGGGAGUCCUGGUCCUGCCAUGCACGGAGAAAGCGUUUUUCAGCCGUGUGCUCACUUACUUCAUCGCCCUGUCCAUUGGAACGCUGCUCUCUAACGCGCUUUUCCAGCUCAUCCCAGAGGCUUUUGGUUUCAACCCUCAGGACAAUUAUGUCUCCAAGUCUGCUGUGGUCUUUGGGGGUUUCUACCUUUUCUUUUUCACAGAAAAGAUCCUGAAGAUGCUCCUGAAGCAGAAAAAUGAGCACCAUCACGGACAUAACCAUUUUACCUCCGAAACGCUUCCUUCCAAGAAGGACCAGGAGGAGGGUGUCACGGAGAAGCUACAGAAUGGGGACCUGGAUCACAUGAUUCCUCAGCACUGCAACAAUGAUCUGGAUGGCAAGGUACCCAGCACAGACGAGAAGGUCAUCGUAGGCUCCAUGUCUGUGCAGGACCUGCAGGCAUCCCAGAGUGCUUGCUACUGGCUCAAAGGGGUUCGAUAUUCUGAUAUUGGUACCUUGGCCUGGAUGAUCACCCUGAGCGAUGGUCUCCACAAUUUCAUCGAUGGCCUGGCUAUCGGUGCCUCCUUCACUGUGUCUGUCUUCCAAGGCAUUAGCACAUCGGUGGCCAUUCUCUGUGAGGAAUUUCCUCACGAGCUGGGAGACUUCGUUAUCCUGCUCAAUGCUGGUAUGAGCAUCCAGCAGGCCCUCUUCUUCAACUUCCUCUCUGCUUGCUGCUGCUAUGUGGGUCUGGCCUUUGGUAUCCUGGCUGGCAGUCACUUCUCUGCAAACUGGAUUUUUGCACUGGCUGGAGGAAUGUUCUUAUAUAUUGCUCUAGCCGAUAUGUUCCCUGAGAUGAAUGAGGUGUGCCAGGAGGAUGAGAAGAAGGACAGCUUUUUGGUCCCCUUCGUCAUCCAGAAUCUUGGCCUCCUAACUGGCUUCUCCAUCAUGCUGGUUCUCACCAUGUAUUCAGGGCAGAUUCAGAUCGGGUAGGACCCUGCCAAUGGGGAGCCAGUGGCACUGGACAUGGGGCUCUGCGGCCCCCUUCUGGCCCCUGGCCCAAGGACUUAGCAUCCACGAAGCAUCAUGGAGGAGGCAGCUCUUUAAAAACUGGCACAGACUGCCUGCCUGCAUUCAGAUGUCAGCUGUUUCAAAAUGCUUUGUCCUAGGAAGAAGCUGCCCUGGAAUCUCUAGGUAGUGCCUCAAACCAUUAUCUCCUGACCCUUCCCACUGACGAUUCUGGAACUGAAACGCCACACAUAGGACAUGCUUCUCUUUUCCUUCUGGUCACCCUCGCCCCUUUCUCUUGGAAGAAGCACUGAGAGAUAUGGAAUCUUUUACAAUGUAAAAAUGAAGCCAGUGGUCAUGGUUUGGUUAGAAAUACCAGUGUGGCUUCCAACUUUGGACCCUGUGAUUCUAAAUGUGUGUACCCUGGAUUUCAGGUCGGUCCAUCUUGGCAUGGGUUCUCAUGUUUUUACACAGAAGAGGGCAGAAGACAAGAAUCCUGGUUUCUUCAGUCUGUUAAUUAUUCUCUAAAAAGGCUGACUUUCCAAGCAAAUGAGUCAGGCAGGCAGAGAGACAGGGGAUCGUCUGAGGUAGAAGGAUGUAGAACUAGUGAUGGAUGUCCUAUCCCCUUGCUGCUUGGUUUCCAUCAGGAUGCUGCCUGCUGGUUGUACGCAGCAUCUGAAAUCACGCAUCAGCUAGGUGAGCCACUGUGGACGUUCUCUGAGGUGGCAAAAAGUCUGCGCUAAAUCAGUUGGUUUUGCCCUGAUUCUCACACCUUCCUCUUGGCUUCCUUUUUCUAGAUACUUUGUAGAUGCCUCCCUCACUAGGAGCACAGUCAGAGCACAUUUAAAGGUGUUUGCAUUAGGAGGGAAAUUGUACAAAUUAAUCUCCCCUGGUCAAGACCUCUGCCCAGUAGAAUCUGACUCAUAAAAUUAGGACACAGUUGUUUAUGCCUUUUUGUGACCAAGGUAAUAAGCAAUGGAGUCAUUCCCGGCCAAACUUAGGACUUGCUAAUUGCAAAAAUAGUAGUUGAAUAUCAUAGAACUCUGGACCUUGAGGUCAGGACUGCAGACAUCAUUGCUGCCAGUGGGUUUUAAAGGGCACUGUCUUAGCUACCACUUCCUCCCUGAUCCCAGACAACAAGAUUGAAUACUGAAGUGAAUUGAAUGUAAAUUGCUUUCAUUUGGUCCAGAAAAAAAAAUGGAUGUUUAACAUUUCAUACAAGCCAGCCUCAGGUGCUGGGCAGCCCCCUUCUCAGAACUCUGGCUUCCAGGGGAGCUAAUCUCCAGGUUCACUAAGUGAAUUAAUUUAUUAUUAUCAUAUUGAUACAUGGAUUCCUUAGCCACUUUGGGGAGCCAGUCUCUCCUGGAGCCUUUCUUAGUGGUGCCCACAGUCACAACCCAGGAGCUGUUGUUUGCAUGACUUACAGUACUGAAUCAUGCCUGAGUCUUUCUGUUCUUACCACAGGAAAACUGUCCAUUAAAAGCAGCAAAAUAUAUAUACACACACACACACACACACACACACACACACACACACACAUACACAUACACAUAUAUGUGCGUGUGUGUGUGUGUUCAUUCUUGUUCUUCUUGGGGAAACAUGCUUGAAACGAAGAAUCCUGAUAACUGGGGAUUUGCUCACUUUCUCUCCCCACUCUUGCCUCUUGCCUUUGAGAAGAGGUAGAAGGAAGAGGAAACUUUAGCAAUCAAGGUACUAGAUUGAAUGUCAGGACCAGGUCCUGGUAGGCUUAGGGUCCAGUUUUACCAAAGAAUCAGUUCGUUCGAUGUUAGAUUCUAAGCUUUUAUGUUAUGGUCAUGGUUGUCAUUAUUGUUUAAAGCCGAGCCUCAUCUUUUCUGUUUUAUUUUUCCUACAACUGCUUCAGGCACUAGCAGAUGUAAGGCUGAGCAGGACGCGGUGACUUACACCUGUAAUCUCAGCCCUUAGGAGGCAGAGUCAGCAGGCUUGAGUUUUACACCAGCUUGGACUUCCCAAUGAAUUGCAGGCCAGUCUGGGCUAUGUAGCAAGCUCCUGUGUCAGCAAGACGAAAUGAAGAUAAGAACGUCAAAUUUAAGAUUGUAGGUCUGAGGGUUUGGCUCCAGUGUGUAUGUGACCCCCCUGAAUUUCAUUCCCAGCACCACUGCAGCGCCUCCCCCCCCCCAAAGAUGGAAAGAUUCUGCUUUAGCUCAUAUUUUCUUAUAUGUAUUUCUUGUAUUCUAUUUUUAACUUUAGAAUCUCCCCUAGAGCCUGUUCUUCUUUAAAUGUCCUUUAUGCUGGAGUAGGAUGAUGGCUGAGUCUCUUUAAAAGAGCUUAAAUAUAGAGUCACAAACAUGAGAUAGAUGCCUGCCGCCCACUCUUCCCACGAACUCGAGAACCUCUUUGUGCAGGCAGCUGCCAUGAAAGGAAAUCCUGGGGCUUCUUUAGAGCAGAAGAUUCUUUAGGCCAGCAGAUUCAGGUGGGGCAUGGGGGCCAUGCUCCCGACAUCCAACUGUUGCGCUGCUGGUGACAGAUUCGCCCCAUGAGUCGGAAAUGCAACCAUUGACCCUUUUUUGACUUUUAAAUGUCGGACUUGCUGUUUUAAGCAUCUGUACAUAUUAGAGGUCUCAGGGGCAGUGAGUUGCUUAGCAGACAUUUCUCCCCUGGUCUUAGUGCCCUUAGCUUCUGUCCCCUGUUAACACUAGCAAGGAAAGUGCUUGUCACAUGGAGGAGCCCUUAGCCAGGCCUUGGGUUCUGUCACUAAGCACCUCAUCUCUGACCUCACCUUCAGUCCUCCAUGGCCGCCCUCCAGUAUUUAGUGUCAGCCGGGGGAGCAUUCUCCAGUACCUUUCAUCUGGGUUUUAAAGGACUUCUCUCUGCCUGGACCACCUAGGAUCCAGUUUUAGCAACCCUUCUUCCAAAGACAUGCAGAUAAGCAGGGUGAGUUUUGCAAAAAGAAAGGAUUUUAGUCAGAGUUCCCUUUACAGUUCCAUCACAGUAUAUUUUUAAAUAACUCAGGUGUCAUGAGAAGAAUUAGAAAACAAAAUAACUUAUGUCAUGUGAACUGUAAAUGUUUAUUUGUAAGAUUCUAUAAAUAAAGAUAUGUUCUGUAAUUG